AUGGCAUCCACGUCUGAAUCUGUCACCAGCGAGUCCACCCUAAAGGAACCCGUCGAAGAGCGCACUUUUGAGCAGGUGGUUGGCAGUAUAGCAACCGGGGCCAAGGAUGCACUCGUCAACCGGGACUUUCUUUCAUACAGCACACUAUUGGACAUAUUUUUGCAAGACCCCACCAAGUACACCGUGGAGGAAAGAGAGUCAUUAUUGGCGUGCGUCUUAAAGACGUUGCUGGAGAAUUCGGAGCUCACGUAUGAAAUCGGCUGGGAUCUACCUUCGUUGAUCAUCGCGUAUGUCGACUCCGAUUACGAUUUCUCGUCGGGGAUCAGGAACGCCCCCUGUGUGUAUAAGGUGUUGAAGAUAUUCGAAGUUUUGGCGAAAGAAGGCAACCCAAAGGAACUCUUUUUGAAAGGGUGCGAGUUGUUGGAGACGCUCCAUGUGAACGUGGACAAUGCCGACGAUGCAAAAUACGUCAGGCUCCAUCAGGAAAAUUUUUUUGACAUCAAGUUGUACUGCGUGCUUGAGCUUAUUGAUGCUAACGUGAAAAAGAUCCAUACGCUCUACCCGUCGCGGUUCUUGGCGAUGGCCAUCGGCUCAUUUGUCAACUUGGUUUACCUUUUGAAUAACACCGAGGGAAAUACGCUCGGCAACAACCAUUUUGUGUUGCAGAGAGCUUACACUUUUGUGAGAAACUAUACGGGGUCGCCUGAGCCUCGCGAGGUGUCGGAGUAUACAAAGGAAGAGCUCGAUAAGAUUAGACUGGAUGAAGCGUAUUUGCAGAGGAAAAUGUUGACGGGAUUCACCACCAAUAUCAUCAACAUGUGCACGAAGCAGCACCCGGAAGGAUUUGCCUUGGACUAUUUUUGUCAAUUGCAGAGAAGGGCCAACAAGAGAGUCAUUUACGAGUUUGAAUACAGCACGGCGAUCUUGGACAGGUGGGUCGAGUUGGCGUACCUGUUUGACAUUUCCUUAAAGACCAAAUUUGACCAAUUUGUGCUGGACUCGCGCAAGCUCAUUGACUCGGUCGACUUGAGCCAAGAAGACGCCGGCGAGGUUUUGUUUGAAAAAUGCGUGGUUGACUAUCAGGAAAAUAUGUAUACCAACAUUGUCAACAGCAGCGCCAAGACUAUAAACGACUCCACGUUGGGAGAAUUGAUCUUGUUUACCAACUCGGCGGUGUCGAAACAGAAAUUGCAACCACGGAAACAUAAACUGGAGCAAGGCAAAGUCACGACCAUGAGUUUCAAAGAUGCCAUUUGCAUGGCGUUGCGAUUGGUUGUGCCGCAGAUGGUGCAACCUGUAUUCAGCCAAAAGACCAUCCAAGAUUUGGUCUUGUACUGGACGUGGGUCGUGGUAUCAUCGCCCCAUAACUCCCAAUGUCAGGACUUGAGGAGACAAGUGCGGGAAAUACCCGAGCGCUUAAUUUCGAUAUUCUACCAACUUCUACUAUUCGCCAUGGUGGAGAACAAAGACCGCCCCACGGCGGGGUACAUGGUUCUAACUGCACUCACGAAGCUAUUGUUUCUCAGCCCCGAGCCAGUCGGGUUCGCUUUCAUUCGUGACUCGUUGGAGAAUUGUCCUUAUCAGAAUGUAAAGGCGCCGUUGAUUGGCAUAUACAAGGAGUUGUUGUUGAAUCUGCGAAGUGGCACCACGGAAGAGUUGGAUUUAGGCAAGGCGUCCCUUAAGGCAAAUGUAAAUGGUGGCGAGAAGCAAGAAAAAGGAGCCCCGCCGCCAUUACCCCCGAGACAAUCGUCGUUGUCCACCGAUGAUUCCUACAGCUUGAGGCAGGAGAACCUCAACGACAUAUUGGAAUUGAUGCUCAUUACUUCGUCAGACACCUUGAUGAAGAACAACGACAACGACGAUAUCGUGAUGAUCAACUCGGGCAGUUUGUCGACCUUGGCUGCAUACUUGAAUUUCUUCGUUGCGCUCAAGCGAGACCCCAUGGUGGUUGCGAACAAGGCCAAGAUUGAAAAAUUGUUGAAGCUGAUUGAAGAUGAUCUCGACGACAUCAAGCAACAUAGCGAGAACCAAUUCGAGAAGAACGCUGCUGGGAUGCUCCAACUUACAAUCGACCGAUUCAGAGAUUAA
Molecule: messenger RNA, 2088 nt
Organism: Lodderomyces beijingensis
Lineage: Eukaryota; Fungi; Ascomycota; Pichiomycetes; Serinales; Debaryomycetaceae
Source: the annotation of a GenBank genome assembly